Trichoderma harzianum CBS 226.95 is the source of this 903-nucleotide messenger RNA. RefSeq lists its product as hypothetical. Gene Ontology annotation, molecular function: sequence-specific DNA binding. The coding region runs from base 1 to 903 and encodes 300 amino acids. Gene Ontology annotation, biological process: positive regulation of transcription by RNA polymerase II. Gene Ontology annotation, cellular component: nucleus. The record is from RefSeq and is a predicted model, not a curated record. Lineage: Eukaryota; Fungi; Ascomycota; Sordariomycetes; Hypocreales; Hypocreaceae. The transcript is spliced from 3 exons.
AUGGAGAGAUUUUAUCUGAGGCGUACUUCAUCCAGUUCCGCAAAUGACUUGACCGACACUGAAGCCUUGAACAGAUCACAAUACUAUGCGAAAAGCAAGCAGCUGCAAGAUAUUGCUGAGUGCAAAAGUCUAAUUUCCCUGCAGGCAAUCGUCAUCUUGAAUCUUUUUCUUUUAUCCACGACCAGACUUUCAACAUGCUACACUUACCUCACGACAUCAAUGUCUAUCGCUUUGAGGACGGACAAGAUAAUGCUCGACCAGUUCAAUGACCUUAUUAGUCGUGUGUCAGGUUUCAGCGCCUAUCAGUCCUUGCAUUGGAUAUUUGAUAAGGUCAUAAGACAACUAUACCCAUCAAAGGCCUCGAGCGGCUUCAAAAUCUCUGACCCUACGAGUCAAACCGUAGCAUUCAGCGCAGUACGGGAGUUAGAAUCCGAGUUGGUGCAGUGGGCGAAGAAACUUCCCCUCCCUCUACGGCUUGGAGUAACUAUUUCAAGAAGUCCAGUACAAAGAGCCCAUUAUAUGUUGUACCUGACGUAUGCCCACACGCAACUAUGUCUUUACCGACCAUUCUUGCACUACGUUUCAUCACAUGCGUUGGGACCCGUAUGCUCUGUGAGCAGCGCUUUCUCAUGUGCCAUUGCAUGUAUUGACGCCGCUCAGAAUAUUGUAGCACUAUGCUUGGACAUGUUUAAGCACGGCCUUCUUGCAGGGCCAAAUUGGAUUGCAAUUCAUAUUCUAUUCAGCUCGAUGUCAUGCCUUUUGUACUCGAUACUAAUGUCCAGAGCCACAUACCAAGCAGAGAUGAUCUUCAAAGAUAUAUCUAAAAGCAGGAAAAUACUGAAUUUCCUUGCUAAAACUAGCUUUCAUGCUCGGCGAGCGAAGAUUACGUUCAUGGUGAGAUAA